Molecule: messenger RNA, 2998 nt
Organism: Morus notabilis
Lineage: Eukaryota; Viridiplantae; Streptophyta; Magnoliopsida; Rosales; Moraceae
Product: pentatricopeptide repeat-containing protein At1g13040, mitochondrial
Exons: 3
Coding region: 258-1799 (513 amino acids)
Molecular function (GO): protein binding
Source: RefSeq, a predicted model, not a curated record
GAGCGGAGUCUCUGUCUGCAGCACCUCCGUGUUCCCUUCUCCACCACCGCCGAUUAUCACCUUACAACCACCACCCACUUUCUCUCUCUUUCUCUCUCUAUUCUCCCCUCAACCGAAAGCUUCUUCCUUUCUCUCUCUCUCUCUCUCUCUCUCUCUCUUCUUCUUCUUCUUCUUGGUCUUCACUUUCCUGCUCUGAGUGGGCCCCAAUCAGGUGCGGCGCCCCCCGCCGACCCCUUCUGAUAUGCAUUCGCUCUGAUAUGAUUCACAGUCUUGGUGCGCACCGCCUCCUGUACCGCUCCCGCAUUGCCUACUGCGUCAAAACCGGCCUCAUCGAUCACGCCGUCCAACUGUUCGACGAAAUGUCGCACUCGGAUUGCCGCGUCUUCAGCGUCGACUACAACCGCUUCAUCGGUGUCUUGGCCCGCCAUUCCCGUCUCGAUUUGGCCGAGCAUUAUUACCACAAGAUGGCCCCACAGGGAUUCUCCUUAUACCCGUUUACUUACUCUAGGUUCAUUUCCGCUUUGUGUGCCGUUAAAAACUUUCUUCUCGUCGAGAAGCUUCUAGAAGACAUGGAUAAGCUUGGUUGUAUUCCUGAUAUUUGGGCUUUUAAUAUUUAUUUGAAUGUUUUGUGUGGUGAACAUCGAGUGCAGUUGGCUUUGGAAGUGUUUCGUAGAAUGGUUGAGAGAGGAAGAGAGCCUGAUGUUGUUACUUAUACAAUACUUAUUGAUGGAUUGUGUAAAGCUUGGAAAUUCGAUGCCGCGGUUGAAGCGUGGUGUGGUAUGAUUAAGAAAGGUUUUGUGCCGGAUACCAUUGCCUGCACGGCGCUUGUCGUCGGUUUGUGUGAGGGCGGGAAGGUUGACUUAGCUUAUGAGCUUACAGUUGGUGCGUUGAAAGGUAGGGUUAAGUUUAACAAUUUGAUAUAUAACUCGCUCAUUAGUGGGUUCUGUCGAGCAGGUAGGAUUGAUAAGGCGCAGGUGAUCAAGGAUUUCAUGAAGAGGGACGGGUGUGAGCCGGAUUUGGUGACGUACAAUGUGUUGUUGAUUUAUUGUUGUGACAAGUUGAUGUUGGACGAGGCGAAUAAGUUGAUUAAUACAAUGGAGAGGAUCGGAAUGAAACCCGAUUCAUAUAGCUAUAACAAACUUCUCAAGGGACUUUGCAGAGCUCAUAGGCCGGACAAGGCUUAUUUGCUGAUGGUUGAUAGUAUGGAGUCCAAGGGAUUGGCUAAUGUCGUUUCGUAUAAUACCAUCAUCGGCGCAUUUUGUAAGUUACUACGUGUUAGAAGGGCUUACCAGCUUUUUGAGGAAAUGAGGCAGAAGGGGAUUGAACCCGAUGUGGUAACAUUCACAAUUCUUAUCAAAGCGUUUCUUAGCGUAGGUAGUUCUGAUGUGGCCAAGAGGCUACUUGAUCAGAUGACUGGAAUGGGUCUAUUGCCCGACUGUUUAUUCUACACUAUCAUAGUUGAUCAUCUGUGUAAGGCAGGGAAGAUUGGGAUGGCACAUAGCGUUUUCAGUGACAUGGUUGAAAGAGGAAUCACCCCUGAUGUGAUUUCAUACAAUGCCAUUAUAAAUGGACUUUGCAAAGCUUUUAGAGUGAGCGAAGCCGUGCAUCUAUAUGAGGAAAUGCAGGCUAGAGGAUUAUGUCCUGAUGAAGUGACUUUCAAAUUGAUAAUUGGUGGUCUCAUAAAGGAAAACAAGCUUCCAUUGGCUUGUAGAGUAUGGGAUCAGAUGAUGGAGAAAGGGUUUACUCUUGAACCGGCUCUUUCCGAGACUCUAAUUAAUGCCAUUAAUUCAAAGGAUUAAAAUGUUGUGUACCUACAAUGUGGUGCUAAGUUUUACUGCAGAUUAAGGGCGCAUUUACGAACCGAAAGGAAAAAUUUGACGAAGAAGAAGAAAAGGGGAGGGAGUCAAACAUUUGAUUCGAGUUUAUACUUACAUAUUCGUAAUAUGUGGCGACAUGAAUGCGAAAAAAGGAAACACCCCUCCCAUUCUCUCUCCUUUAAUGAUAUGUAAAUGCGCCCGGAAAGUGUUUUCGAAUGUAUGCUCUGAGCAAAAACAAGAAUGGUAUGCUCUGGAUUCUAACUAGAAAGCCUUAUUUACGCUGAUCAUAGACCUUCCUCACCAUUGUUUUCAGAUUGACCAAUAAUGCUUCUGAAUCAUGCAGUCUCGGAAAGAUUGUUUUGCAGCUUUACCUAAAUUGUUUCCAAACACAGUUACUCUUGAUUCUUGUAUGAUUUGUCAUAUGAUUCUUUCGAAGUUGAGUACAUUCUUUCAACUUUAAUGUAACCGCUACUUGUAAAAAAUAGAUGUAAGAUUGUACUUUAACUUCUUGUUUUCCCCCCUUUAUAUGUUUGGCUUUAAGUGCUGCUAUUAUCCACUGAUGGCUGAAGAAUGCUGCUUCUGGGAUAUUAGAGAAUGAGGUUGAGCUUAGCAAGAUCAAAAGUCUCUUUCUUAUGAAAUUUUCACCUGGUCCCUUAACUCUCGUGGGAGAAAGCAAGUUAAAGGAAAUUAAGGACAUGGGUUUCCUCACAUUCACCAUAAUCCUGCUGAGUUCUGGAUUCCCUACAAACUUCAAAAUGAAGAUAAUCUUGAAGGUGGUCUUUUGGAUACAAAAUUUAACAUAGGAAUGAAUGUACGGCUAGAUCCCCUAAGAUGGGAUCGUCAUAGAUUUCGUACCGAUACCGAUUAUUCGAGCUUUUGGAUGAUGAUGUCCGGUGGAUUCGUCUCCAUGUCUCGGAUGGCAGGGGCAAGGCAACCUCAAAACAAAUGCUAUUCUGCGAUCCUGUGGCCCUUACUUAAGCUGGUCUACACCAGGAGGGGCAAACGGGGAAGAAAACAUAGAAUUAGGGGCAAAGGAGCAAAUUCUGAAAGUGGCUAAGGUGGCUGAUGUGGCAAAUUAUGCAGGUUCAGGGAGUAUUUGGGGUGUUAAGGGUCUGUUAGGGAGAGUGGAGGCCGUACUAUCAUCUGCUUUGUAUGUGUGUGCUGCCGUUGGUGGCUGGGAG